GCUGCCUCCGUCGCCGCCGCCCUUGAACUUAGGCCACGGCCGGCCAGUCUGGCGAUCCAGGGGCUGCAUGGAGGGGCUGGCGAUCCUCUGCGUGCUGUGGGCCGCGGCGGCGCUCUGUGCCUCGGAGAUCGCAGCGGAAGCCCAGCCCCCACCUGUGACCAAUUUCAGCAUUUCCAUGGAGAACCUCUGUACGAUUCAUUGGCAGUGGAGUCCUCCUGAAGGUGUCAAUGCAACCUGUGAGCUGUGGUAUGAUAGUCAAUUGGGGGACGACAAGGAUUCAAGGGCAAUCAGUUUAAACAACUUUCGGACUGAAGAAGUGGCUCUAAAUGAAAGAAUUUGCCUCCAUGUGAGAACACAGUGCAGUGUGACGAGCACGAAUCCUAGCGAUGCUGUAGAGAUGUGCACUGUGCCCCCAGAAGGUGACCCGGAUUCUGCUGUAACAAGACUGCAAUGUAUUUGGUAUAACCUGAGCCAAAUGAAUUGUACGUGGCUCCCCGGGAAGACGGCACCUCCUGACACAAACUACACUCUGUACUACUGGUACAGCACUCUGGAAAAAAGUCUUCAGUGUACAAACUACUAUACAGAAGGUCAGCUCAUUGGCUGUUCUUUUGAUCUGCUUAAAGAAAAGGAUUCAGGUUCCGAAAAAAUUCAGAUAAUGGUCAAAGAUGCAGCUGGAACAAUUAGACCCUCCUAUAAUAUCACUUUCUUAAAUUCUGUGAAACCCCAUCACCCCGUCAUAACAGCCCUCUCCUUCCAGAAUGACAGCCUAUAUGUGGAAUGGGAAAGUCCAGAAAACUUCGAGAGCAAUUGCUUAGUUUACCAGGUAGAAGUCACGGACAACAAGCCCGAGCUAUACAGA
This is a messenger RNA of Trichosurus vulpecula (common brushtail), 862 nucleotides long. RefSeq names its product interleukin 13 receptor subunit alpha 1 (gene IL13RA1). Gene Ontology annotation, cellular component: membrane; external side of plasma membrane. Gene Ontology annotation, molecular function: protein binding; cytokine receptor activity. The record is from RefSeq and is a predicted model, not a curated record. NCBI's taxonomy places the organism in Eukaryota, Metazoa, Chordata, Mammalia, Diprotodontia, Phalangeridae. Gene Ontology annotation, biological process: cytokine-mediated signaling pathway.